AUGCAGACAUCCACAUCAGUAUAUACCUCCACGUCGAAGACAGCAGACACGCGAACAACGCUAGUGGGUGGACAUUACGCGCCGAUGAAGGAACCUUUGUCGAGCAGCGUGGUGUCGGGCACAGCUUGCCUACAUUGCGGCAAUGACGCUUUUACCUCCCAAGAUGCGAUGGCCGCGCAGCAACGAAUACAGGGGUUGGAAGAACAGGUCAGGGAAUUAACGGUGAAGGCGUCCGAGGCUGCGGGCAAGAUAGUCGACUACGAAAACGAGGUUCGACAUUUGACUCAAGCAUUGCAUAACCAUAGCGAUUUGCAAAGAGUGCGCUCCACAUCUACGGCGUCUCCUACUUCUGAAACACCCGAUACAAACGCCCAGCAACAACAAGGUCGCUUUGCCGGUUUCGCUUCCUACUUUCCCUAUCGUCGCACCAACUCUCGUACCGGCUCCAAAGACUCCAGUACCCCGCCAAACACAUCCCAUUCAAAUCACACCAGUAGUAGCCCGGGGGCACAUAUCAGUCCCACCAGCCACACCAGAAACUACCCUCAGCGAUCGCUAUCACAGCAAGAUUCAACUGACCACAAUGCCGCUGCACUUCAGGCAGCGCUAUCACGCGAACGGUCGCUUCGAAAAGCCGCUGAGUCGCAACUAUCGCAGGCACACUCCGAACUGGAAGAACUCACUGCUCAGUUAUUCAGCCAAGCCAACGAGAUGGUUGCGCAGGAGCGCAAGGCUCGAGCAAAGCUCGAGGAGAGAGUGGUUUUGCUUGAGAAGAGGGACAGUGAGAAGCGGAAGAGGCUUGAUCGAUUGGAAAAAGCGAUUGCAAGGGUGGAGAGGGUCAGGGAAUUGAUCAAUUGUUGA
Talaromyces atroroseus is the source of this 861-nucleotide messenger RNA. RefSeq lists its product as hypothetical. The record is from RefSeq and is a predicted model, not a curated record. Gene Ontology annotation, molecular function: guanyl-nucleotide exchange factor activity. NCBI's taxonomy places the organism in Eukaryota, Fungi, Ascomycota, Eurotiomycetes, Eurotiales, Trichocomaceae. The transcript is spliced from 2 exons. Gene Ontology annotation, biological process: exocytosis. Gene Ontology annotation, cellular component: cell tip; Golgi to plasma membrane transport vesicle. The coding region runs from base 1 to 861 and encodes 286 amino acids.